Zootoca vivipara (common lizard) is the source of this 1817-nucleotide messenger RNA. The record is from RefSeq and is a predicted model, not a curated record. Lineage: Eukaryota; Metazoa; Chordata; Lepidosauria; Squamata; Lacertidae.
UUUAUAUAUUUUUGUUUGUUGUACUAUGUGCAGUCAACCUUGCUUCAGAAAUGCACAUUUAGACAACAAUAGAUUUAAAAGGCAGUUUUCAGUUGCCUUAUCAGUAAUGUCAAUAAUUCAGAGAUGCUCACUAGGAUUUGUUUUAUAUUCUAAGACCUGAAACAUUUUAAUGCAUGUGAUUUAUCUGUAGCAUUCUUUAUCCGUCUUGUUGGAAGCAUACAUCUGAUAAAAAUAUCCUAUUUUGUUGUUUCCCUGAAUUAUAUUCUGCAGGCUUACAUUUCAAGUGGCCAUUAGGGGCUCCUAUGCUGGCAGCAGUAUAUGCAAUGAGUAUUGUUUUUAAAAUGCUGCCUGCCUUGGGCACGGCUUGUCCGCCAAAAUGCCGUUGCGAGAAGCUGCUCUUUUACUGUGACUCUCAGGGGUUUCACUCAGUGCCAAACACCACUGACAAGGGCUGUCUAGGUUUGUCUUUGAGGCACAAUGUUAUUAUGGAACUUGAAGGGGAUCAGUUUGCAAGCUUCAGUCAACUUACUUGGCUUCAUUUAGACCAUAAUCAAAUUGAUACAAUAAGAGAAGAUGGUUUUCAAGGACUGUAUAAACUCAAGGAAUUAGUUUUAAGUUCAAAUAAAAUCUCUUAUUUGCCAAACACAACUUUUAGCCAACUGCUUAACCUGCAACAUUUGGACCUCUCUUUCAAUCAAUUGUCUGCUUUGCAUCCUGAGUUGUUCUAUGGCCUUCGCAAACUGCAAACCUUGAGUUUACGUUCCAAUUCCCUGAGGACUAUCCCAGUCCGUCUAUUUUCAGACUGCCGUAGUUUGGAUUUUUUGGAUUUGAGCACAAAUCGCUUGCGAAGUUUGGCACGCAAUGGAUUUGCAGGAUUAAUCAAACUGAGGGAACUUCACCUAGAGCACAACCAGCUGACAAAGAUUAACUUUGCUCAUUUCCUACGGCUAAGCAAUCUGCACAUGCUCUUCUUGCAGGGGAAUAAAAUUAGCAACUUGACAUGCGGGAUGGAAUGGACCUGGGGCACUUUAGAAAAGCUAGAUUUGUCUGGAAAUGAGAUCAAAGCCAUUGAUAUGACAGUUUUUGAAACAAUGCCUAAUCUUAAAGUACUCUUACUGGAUAACAACAAGCUAACCACUCUGGAGUCCAAGGUUUUAUAUUCACUUGCAACCCUUACUACAGUGGGCCUCUCCAGCAAUCCCUGGGAAUGCAGCCCCAAAAUAUGUGCACUAGCCACAUGGCUGAGUGGCUUCCAAGGUCGGUGGGAGCAUUCGAUACUUUGUCAUAGCCCAAACCACACCCAGGGAGAGGAUAUUCUAGAUGCAGUUUAUGGUUUUCAGCUUUGUUGGAAUUUAUCAACUGUUGUUACAUCCAUUGCUACAAGUUACAGAGCUCCAACGACUGAAUAUACAAAAAGGAUAAGCUCCUCAAAUUUCCAUGUGGGAGACAAAGAAAUUUCAACUACGACAGGCAUACCCAUUACUACAGAAGAGCAGUUGCCUGAGCCGAACAAUGCCGUCUUCAGCCAGCAGGUAAUUACAGGAACAAUGGCUUUAUUAUUUUCUUUCUUUUUUAUCAUUUUUGUAGUGUUCAUCUCCAGGAAGUGCUGCCCUCCCACAUUAAGAAAAAUUAGGCAGUGCUCAAUGAUUCAAAGCCACAGGCAACUACGAUCUCAAACACGGCUACAUAUGUCAAACAUGUCAGACCAAGGACCAUAUAAUGAAUAUGAAGCCAGCCAUGAAGGACCUUUCAUCAUCAUUAAUGGUUACGGACAGUGCAAGUGUCAGCAACUACCCUAUAAAGAAUGUGAAGUAUAA